Messenger RNA from Acanthochromis polyacanthus (spiny chromis), 1906 nucleotides. RefSeq names its product P2Y purinoceptor 1-like. NCBI's taxonomy places the organism in Eukaryota, Metazoa, Chordata, Actinopteri, Pomacentridae. The transcript has a single exon. Gene Ontology annotation, molecular function: neuropeptide receptor activity. Gene Ontology annotation, biological process: G protein-coupled receptor signaling pathway. The record is from RefSeq and is a predicted model, not a curated record. Gene Ontology annotation, cellular component: membrane. The coding region runs from base 172 to 909 and encodes 245 amino acids.
UGUGUGUGUGCAUCAGUCAGGAGCUGGGAAAUGGGCGGGCAUCUUCCUGGUCCUGUUCACUUCAGUUGUUUUGCAGAACUAGAGGAGAUGCCAUCUGGCCACUGUUUUAUUUCUUUUGGAAAGUACAGUUUGAAUGACAAAGAGGUUCCAAAACGAGGGAAGACCUGAGAGAUGUCUGGGAAUAUUUCGCACGAUGCCUGCCGGAGCAUCAAUCAGAAAUUUACGCACAACUUCUUGCCGGCCGUUUUUAUCAGCGUGUUCGUUGUCGGGACGCUGUCCAACAUGUGGGGACUGAGGAGCGUGUACAGCAGCUGGAAUAAGAUCGGAAACAUUAACAUCUUCAUGCUGAACCUGGGGGUAGCGGACCUGCUCUACCUGUCCACACUGCCGUUCCUCGUUAACUAUUACGCACGCAACAGCGACUGGCAGUUCGGCCAGUCUUUCUGCAAGCUGACCCGCUUCUGCUUCAACCUCAAUCUUUACGGCAGUAUUGGCUUCCUCACCUGCAUCAGCAUUUACAGGUACCUGGGCAUCGUGCACCCCAUGAGAGUGAUGGGGAAAAUCAGCAGCCGUCAGUCACUAGCCAUCAGCGCUCUGGUUUGGACUUUGGUCAUUAUUCAGAUUAUUCCUGAUAUGUUAUUUGACAAGAAUGAUCAAAAAUUACCAAACGCAUGUUUCGACACCACUUCAAAUAACCUGACCAGGAACUACCUUCCCUACAGCAUUGGCUGGACCGUCACGGGAUUCGCUUUGCCUUUGGUUAUCAUUUUGGUCUGUUAUGGACAUAUUGUUGUGGUUCUAGUCAAGAAAGCCAACGUCAACCCUCUGCUGAAGCGGCGUUGCUUGAAACUGGUUGUGUUUCUUGUGAUAUUGUUCUCUGUCUGUUUUAACUGGUUGUGUUUCUUGUGAUAUUGUUCUCUGUCUGUUUUAUUCCUUACCACGUCUUUCGAAAUGUUAAUCUGAAAACCAGAAUUUUGAAACAAGAAGGGAUGUGUCAUCACAGUUUUGAUGACGUCUACAUUGCGCACCAGGUUGGCAGAUGCCUGGCAUGUCUAAACAGCGCAAUAAACCCGCUGAUUUAUAUCGUUGGAAAUGAUGAUUUUAUCACGAAGCUGCAGCACUUCAGUCAGAGCCUCCAACAGUCGCUGCCCGGCCUCACAGGAGCAGUUAUUUGCCGCAAUCCAAUGGAGGCAGACACAGAUUUGCCGGCAUCAGUUCCGAUCAGAUAAAUCCCAAUCGGUUCACCGGAGGAGCGCUUCUGUGCGUUGCAGCCUCUGAACAAUCAGCCUCCACCAGAACUUACACAUUACCGGCCACAAAGUCCUGUAAUGAGAGCUGACUGGCAGAAAUUAAUUCAGUUUUCUGCCAGUGUCUGUGCUUCAGGUCACUUAGAAAUCACGUCCUGCUGCAAAUUUUUAUUCAGCUUGGUCAUGGUGAUUGCAAAAAAUCAGAACUGGCUCAUGACUCAUGCUUAGUACUGUGCCAUACUGCUAUUUAUAUUCGUAUUUUUUUGUGUUGUGUGCUUCAAAGCAGGGAGAGUCCUGUGUUUAAUCACUGGGAAUUUUCAUGAUUUGAAUGGCACUGCCUUUGCACUGUUGCUGCUGAGGCAUUUGUUAUGCUCAGCAUGGUGUGUAUUUGUUCUAAAUCUUUUAGUUUACACAAACCAUCCAGAGGCACUGCUGCAGGGCCAUUGCUUUUAUUCUGACAGUUGUUUAGAAAAACAGAGAUGAAUUUAAUGAGAGAAACUAAAGGGGAGGGAUGAACAGUCUGAAGAAGUGCAGAGUAAACCUCAUUUCAAGUACACAUAAGACUCUGCAAAACUCUUCAAAACACUAACUUCAUCACAAGUUAAAGUGUUUUAGAUGUUAACUUAAAUAAAGGCACAGAGGGAAUAUCAUCAAAUGGA